AUGGCCGGGUCUCCUGCGCUGCUCCUUCUGCUGGCUCUUGGGCUCUGCUGCCCUGGGAUCUGGAGCCAGACGUACAGGAUGGUGGCCAAGUUCCGUGACAGCAGCAUCACACACCCUCGGGUGGGACAGCGGCUGGAGCUGGAGUGCGUGUCCACCAAGGAGGACAGCGGCGUAUUCUGGGUCCGCCUGGACAAGGCUGGGAUCCUUCACUUCAUUGUCUUCAUUUCCCACCUGGCCCGGGUCACCUUUGAGGGGAAUGAGAAGACAUCCGUACGUUUCGAUGCAACAAAAGACAAUAGGUUCUACCGGCUGGUAGUGAAAUCUUUCUCACUGCGGGAUGAGGGGCACUAUUUCUGCCUCAUGAACAUGAACCAAAUGCUCUACUUCAGCCCUGGCCAGCCUGCCUUCUUCCCAGUCGUCACCACCACGGCAGCAACCACCUCCCCAGCACCCACCACCGAGCAUGGCAUCACGGAAAAGGAUCCCUGCCCGAAGACCCCAGCUCCAGAGACCAGCAAGGAGAAACAACUAGAUGUCUUCUGCGACAUCUUCAUCUGGGUUCCCUUGGCAGGCGCCUGCCUCCUGCUUGUCAUCGCCUUGGCGGUCACCAUUGUCCUGUGUAAACAAACCAGAAGACGAAGAUGCAGAUGUAAAAGACCUGUGAAUGGGAAGCCCAGUGCCAAACCUAACGUGCAAAGCCAACACAUGUAA
This is a messenger RNA of Pterocles gutturalis (yellow-throated sandgrouse), 711 nucleotides long. RefSeq names its product CD8a molecule (gene CD8A). NCBI's taxonomy places the organism in Eukaryota, Metazoa, Chordata, Aves, Pterocliformes, Pteroclidae. The transcript has 6 exons. The record is from RefSeq and is a predicted model, not a curated record. Bases 1 to 711 code for a protein of 236 amino acids.